AGGACGCGGUGCUGCCGCUGCGGCUGCUGGAGCGGCUGAUGACGCUGGUGACGCUGGUGGAGAUGGCGCGCGUGACGGCCGUGCCGCUCAGCUACCUGCUCACCCGCGGGCAGCAGGUCAAGGUGGUGGCGCAGCUCCUGCGCCAGGCCAUGCAGGAGGAUUUGCUGCUGCCGGUGGUGAAGUCGGAGGGGGGAGAGGAUUUUGAGGGAGCCACGGUGAUCGAGCCCCUCAAGGGGUACUACGACGUGCCCAUCGCCACCCUGGACUUCUCCUCCCUGUACCCGUCCAUCAUGAUCGCCCACAACCUGUGCUACACCACCCUGCUGCCCCCCGGGGGGCCCCAGAAACACGGGUCUGUACUGCUUUAG
This is a messenger RNA of Lonchura striata (white-rumped munia), 368 nucleotides long. The record is from RefSeq and is a predicted model, not a curated record. NCBI's taxonomy places the organism in Eukaryota, Metazoa, Chordata, Aves, Passeriformes, Estrildidae.